AUGUCGCUAGGCAUAUGGGAAGGCCUUUACUAUACCAUUUUGUGCUUUGUUCAACAUCAGAGAAUUCACACUUUUGAGAAACUCUAUGAAUAUAAAGAAUGUGGGAAGGCUUUUAUUAGAGGCUCAACCCUUGUUAAACAUCAGAGAAUUCAUACUGUUGAGAAAUCCUGUGAAUGUAAGGAAUGUGGGAAAGCCUUUACUGUAUAUGGACAACUUACUCCACAUCAGAGCAUUCAUACUGAUGAGAAACCUUUUGAAUGUAAGGAAUGUGGAAAGGCCUCUCGACUUAGUUCAUUUCUUAAUGCACAUCAGAGAAUUCAUGCAGGGAUAAAGCCCUGUGAAUGCAAGGAAUGUGGGAAAGCCUUUAGUCAUACCUCAUAUACUGUUCAACAUGAAAGACUUCAUUCAGGUGAGAAAUCCUAUUAGUGUAAGGAGUGUGGCAAGGCCUUUAGUACUGGCUUGUACCUUGUUCAGCACCAGAGGAUUCAUACUGGUGAGAAACCCUAUGAAUCUAAGGAAUGUGAGAAGGCCUUUAGAAUACAUGUACAUCCUACACAACCUCAGAAAAUUUACAUUGAUGUGAAACCAUAUAAAUUCAAGGAAUGUGGAAAAACUUAUAGUCAUGCCUCAUACUUUGUACAACAUGGAAGAAUUCAUCCUGGUGAGAAACCCUAUGAAUGUAAGGGAUGUGGAAAGGCCUUUACCCUGUAUGGACAACUUAUUGGACAUCAGAAUGUUCAUACUGGUGAGAAAUCCUUUGAAUGUAAGGAAUGUGGCAAGACCUUUAGACUUAAUUCAUUCCUUACUGAACAUAAGAGGAUACACACUGGUGAGAAACCCAUUAAAUGUAAAAAAUGCAGGAAGGCCUUUAUAUACAGUCCAGCCCUAAAAGUACAUCAGAGAAACCAUAUGGGUGUAGAUUUACUAAGAGUUUAAGGAAUUUGGGAAGUCCUUUAUGGAUGACUCCAACACUGCUCAGGAUUACAGAAUUUAUGCUAAUGAGAAACUUGGAUGUAAAAAAUCUUGGUAUGCCUUUAGAAAAUAUUCUCAUAUUAGAGAAUUCAUAAUGGAAUUCAGAAAACAUGGGGCAUCUGGGGGGUUCAGUGGUUGAGCGUCUGCCUUUGGCUCAGGUCAUGAUCCUGGAGACCCCGGAUCGAGUCCCAUGUUGGGCUCCCUGCAUGGGGCCUGCUUCUCCCUCUGCCUGUGUCUCUGUGCCUCUCUCUCUC
Nyctereutes procyonoides (raccoon dog) is the source of this 1226-nucleotide messenger RNA. Its product is annotated as zinc finger protein 30-like. The transcript has 2 exons. The record is from RefSeq and is a predicted model, not a curated record. Gene Ontology annotation, molecular function: DNA-binding transcription factor activity, RNA polymerase II-specific; RNA polymerase II cis-regulatory region sequence-specific DNA binding. NCBI's taxonomy places the organism in Eukaryota, Metazoa, Chordata, Mammalia, Carnivora, Canidae. Gene Ontology annotation, biological process: regulation of transcription by RNA polymerase II.